AGACUUGCAGGACACAAAGUCCCAUCUGGCAGAUUUGGCAGCAGCUCGCCGCCCACCCAUAGCGGACAAUCAGCGGCCUAUGUUUCACGCCAACCCUGGUUGGCGUCCCGGACUAUGCCCCCGACUUUGGAUCCGGCCCCGCGCAUGCGCGUGGAUGCACCUCGGUUCUCGGGCGAAGACCCUACCUAUUGGAUAUUUUGGGUUCAAAAAUACUUUGAUUACUUCCUCACACCGGAACCGGAACGUUGGCAUUUGGUUGCGAUGUUGAUCGGCCAUCCGGCGUCGGAAUGGUUUCACUACUAUCAAGCCAAUAACCCUACGGCAACCUGGUCGGAAUUCUUGGAAGCCGUCCAACAGCGGUUUGAUCCGACUUAUUAUGAGAACUAUGUGGGGCUUUUAUCCAAGCUGACGCAAAAUUCUACGGUGCUCGCCUAUCAAACGGAAUUUGAAACACUCCUCAACAAAGUCUCCGACAUUCCUGAGCACACUCUUGUCGCGAUGUAUAUCGCCGACCUCAAACAACAUAUUCAACGGGAGGUCAAUCUUCACAAUCCUACGACGUUGCCCCUCGCGUUUGCCCUAGCACGCAAACUCUCGACAUGCCAUAUAGAGGCUGCAGGUUCGUCUGUUCGGGAUGUGCGACGCCCAUGGUCUCCUCGGCCGUCACCUCCCUCUACGGCAGGUUUACUUCCCACUCUGGUGCCGUCCGGCAAGCCUCCCCCCACGGCAACAGCGGGUCGAAACAGCAACCCCGCCUCCAAACUUCUCAUCGUUCGUCUCACGAAUGCUGAGAAAAUGGAGCGUAACAAAAAAGGACUAUGUUGGUAUUGUGAUGACAAGUGGGUACCGGGCCAUAGUUGCAAACAUCGUUUCUUGCUUUUAAUGGGCCCCGAUGAGGACGAGGUUUCCCGGGAGGAUAGUGGUGGCCUACUCACCGACGACGACACAAUCACAACGGACAUCUCUAGCCUUCAUUCACUGGCGGGCAAUCCAAAUCCUCGAGCAUUAAAACUGGCCGGCAUGUUGCAUGGUUCGGCCGUCCAGGUUCUCUACGGAUGCGAACCCCCGUCUAUUUUCCCUACUCUCUCUAUUCGUGCUCGGGUUCCGGAAGUGGAGGAGGUCUUGCGUGAGCGAGCGGAAUUGUUAGAGGAUUUGAAGGCGAAUCUCCAGCGCAUGCAGCAGCGCAUGCGUGACUGUGCGAACGAGAACCGGCGGGAUGUGACCGCUGUGGCUUAUUGCCUACGUCUUCCAUGGGAUGUCGUAUUCACGACGUCUUCCAUGUCUCCUUGCUUCGGCCAUUCGUUCAACGUGAAGCAACACCACCGCUGCCAUCCUUACCAGAUUGCUUCUUCAAAGGCUGGCCACUCUCUGUUCCUCUUGAUGCUUUACAAAGCCGUACGGUCCUCGUGGAUGGCAGCCCCCAAGAGAAGUGGUUGGUCCGAUGACUGGCUCCCUCCUAGUUUUCUUCCACCGGGGAUCCACGAACACUUCCCCGAUGUAUAUGCUCCUCACCUAUUUUCUCCUUUGCGUGGGGGAGUCUCCGCCUUCCAGUCUGCCGAAUAUCAUCUUGAUAUGCUCCUUCUCGGCUUGCGAUCUUUGCUCAUUGUGCCGGUCAUCCUUUCAUCCCUUGUCCUGCUUGCCCUUUCGUCUUUCCGGCCUCACCCACUGGUGGUUCUUCUCUUGCGCCUUGCGCAAAUACUCCCCAUCCAGUUCUCCGUUUUCAAUCAUCUACCUGAUCACGCCCUUGACACUUUUGCACUUGGAGGUGUUGUGGGAGUCCAUUUUGUGAUACACAUGGUGAGAAUGAAGAUUGCUCUACCUCAGAGAUGGACCGGAAAAAGUACACCAAAGAAGAAGAAGAAGAUAUUCAAAAAGCCCUCCUGGACAAAGCUUUUCGCCAUGCCUAGCACAUCGUCAAGCACUCAUACACCCAUCAACGAAGAAAGGGAACAUGCACCCGAUGAACUCCCUACUAAAGAGGAUGUGCUGAAGAACCCCAUUCUUCAAUUAACAGAGGUUCCUCUCUUGAAAUACAUCCCAUCAACCCUACCAGACAACGAGAGUUCUCAGAACCCUAGCCAAGAAUCAAAAAGGGGGAUGUCUAUGGAAGAUGAAGAAUCACUAAAGGGGGUGUCUGAGCCUGAGUUUGUGGGUGAAAUACUUGAAGAAGAACCCCUAAUUGCAUGUUCAAACGUUCCAUUUCAAGAUCCAGAUUCAAAAUGCAAAAGAAGAAAAGAGAGGAAGAAAAACCUAUCUGGACCAAGCCGAUGGUCACUGCAGAAAAUAAAAGACUCACCAGUUCCUGAUGACAAGUCUGAAGAAGAAAGGAAGGAACAGAAGAAUGUGUCCACUACAAAGGCAAAGAAAAGGAAAGGACAGGAUGCUGCUACUACGCCUACCAAGAAGGCCAAACCAUCUGGAGAAGCACAGACAAGCGGAGCAAGAAAGACAAGAAGCUCCUCUACAUCAAAGGUUGCUGAACCUGCUACACUCUCAGGAAAGUCAUCUUUGCACAAUUUCAUCUCAAUUUCUGCUAGAUCUCAUUUCACUGAUAUUGCAAAGAAAUUUAUCAUUCCUCAAAGGAACUUGGAUAUAAGUGAUUUUAAAAAGAAAACCAACCUCCUGCCUGUUCUUGAGUCCAACAACUUGUUCAAAUCUGUCACCUUGCCUGGAUCUUAUGUCAAGAAAGUGAUUCAAGAAUUUUUCUGCAACUUAUCUAAUGCUUGUAUGACCGAUGAUGACCCCUCAUUUCACAAAGUCUUUGUCAAAGGAAAAUUCUAUAAUUUUUCUCCAACUGUCAUCAACACACUUCUGGGUACAACCUCUUGUUCUGUGGUUUCCCCCAUUGAUGAAGACACCAUAUGGCAUGAUCUUACAAAUGGUGUGAGAAACUCACAACAUGGAAAAUUAAAAGUUCCUUCCUCAGUACUCAAGAGUUCUUAUGCCCUCCUUCUCAAAAUAGCUUCUUAUCACUGGCUUCCAACUACCCACACAAACACAGUGCCUCUCUGUAUGGCAACCCUCAUCUACAGGUUUAAGCAUUGUAAACCUUUUGACUUGGGUAAAUUAGUGUUUGAUCAGGUCAUGACCUUUGCAGCUACAAAAUUCAAGACAAAUCAAAAUGGCCUCCCAUAUCCCCUGCUGAUUUACAAUAUCCUGAAAAGUCAGGGAUUCACUAAAGAAGACUGUGAAGAAGAAGAACAGGUUCCACCUUUGCUGCAAGCAGAUAACAGACACUUUGAAGGCAAGCAUUUCAAUGACAUGGUUACAGCUGGAGCAUCCCCUGCAGCAAUACCAAAUCCAGCCUCAGUAGACAACCAGCUCAGUUUUCUUGAUAAGGAGAUCAAAUCCCUCCAAAUGGAUGCAGACUAUCAUCAUGAAAUUGCUCAAAGAUCCACUGAAAGGAUGAAUGUGCUCAUUCAGAUUGCACACACCCUGAGGCAAACAAGGCAUGCAUAGAGUAAGGGGGAGAAACUGGCUAAAUGCAAGAAUGCUGCUGCACACUCAAACACAGAUGACGAUGAUCAAGAAGACAGUGCAGAAGAGAUCUCUUCAUCAGACUCUGCAGGGGCCUCUCAAGAAUCAUCAAAAAAUGCCAGUUCAAAGG
Molecule: messenger RNA, 3607 nt
Organism: Cuscuta campestris
Lineage: Eukaryota; Viridiplantae; Streptophyta; Magnoliopsida; Solanales; Convolvulaceae
Source: the annotation of a GenBank genome assembly